UUCACACUUCCAGUAUCGCGCUUUGUCUCGUGCCUUGGCACUGGAAUUAACGAAAAUUCAAUUUUUCUGCCAACCAUCUGUUUUUAACUGUUUGGCCAGAGACCGUAAACUGUAAAGUGGAGAUCAAACGUGUUAUGAUUUAUCGGGAGUUUAGAGUUAGUUAAUUUUUAUUCCAUUUCUAAGGAACUGAAGAUUGUUCUUUUAUUGCUCUAAAGCAAGGCUGGGUUACUGUGUUGAGUGUGUUCUCAUUAUGUUCGACUUCUUGAUGAUUGAAAAGCCAUGCAGCAAUCUAUUGUUAUUGACGAUGAUGACGGCCAAGAACCCGAAACCAGCGCUUCUUCUCCGAGUUCUCCGACUGCCCCGGAAUCUCCCCAAGCGCCGAAUAAUUCCUCUGCUGCGAAGGUUUCCGCAAAAGAAUACUAUGAGACAUUCUUCGUUAACCCCGUAUGCAAGACUGAAUGUGCUAAAGGACAGGCGAGAAGCUGGAAAAAGUACUCCGCGACGUGUAAACUCUGUGCUGAAUCGGAUGCAAAGAGACUGGUGAAUGGAGGAGCGGAUAGCUUUGACGCGUUCAAAAAACAUGUUACGCGGCAUCAUUCGAAGACGAAGGACUAUACGGAGUUUAUUGCCAAAAAAGUCAAAGAUAACGAGAUCUCGCAAACUAAGCUGUCCAAGGAGCAGCCAACCUUGACCGAAUUCGUGAUACAAAAAGUUGAACCGUACGGCAAAAACCAUUGGAAGCAAGUUCGGCUAAAUGAUGCAGUCGGAAAUAUUAUGCUAAAAACCCUCGCACCGCCGUCCAUGCUUGGCGACCUAAGUUUCGAUGAAGCUAUCAAAAUUGGUGAUAGCAAACUCAAGUGGCCUCGACGACACCAGCUGACGCGCCACAUCCUGCCGAAAUUCGAAAAAGAAAUUCGUGGGAAAAUACAGAUCUUGUUGUCUACUGCCACAGCAGUAUCAUUAAAUGUGGAUUUAUGGACCAGCAAGAGGUGCCAUGGCUAUAUGGGUGUAACUGUUUCGUUUAUCGAUGAAAAAUUUUGCCUACGAAAUUUCGUGCUGGGAUGUCCGCGUUUUAAAGAGUCGCACACUGCAGAGAAUAUUUUUCAACUAGCUACCGUCUUGAUACUCGACUACAACUUGAAGGAUGUCCUGCAUUAUGUUGGGCUUGACAACGGCCGAAAUUUUGUAAAUGCUUUUGACGACUGGAUGCCAAGCCUUUUUCCCGCGGAGUUUUUGCGCAAACCGGAUGCGGAAGAUGAACACGUUGUCGAUGAGGACGGAUUGAAUGACUGCGUGGAAUCCGUAGAAAACGAUGAUGAAAGAGCGGAGGAAAGCGACCUUGAUUUUGAUUCCCAGCGCACAGAGCAAGCCUUUCAAAAAAUCCGUGACACAUACUGCCGGAUUCCCGAUAGAAACAUUGUGGUCCGGUGCGCGGCGCACACCUUAUCUUUGGCCAUUGGUAGCGCAAUGGCAGAUGCGCAGGUUAUCAACCAAGUUAUAGAUGGUCUUGCUGGGAUCGUUAACCGUGUUAAGCAUUCGCAUUCGGAGACAACCAUUCUGGAGGAAGCGUUCAAGAAAACCUUUGUCAGCCGCAAUCAGACCAGAUGGAACUCGAACUUUUUAAUGGCCAAGCGGGCAGCGGAAUUUGAUUGGGAAAGAUGUGGACUCUCUCAGAAAAAUAUUUUGAAACCUGCGCACCGCCUUGUAUUGCAAGCGUUUGUAAAUCUUAUGGAAGUUUUCAAUGCAUCGUUUAAGAUUCUGCAGACGGCUGACUAUCCUGUAAUUGGAGACGUUAUUCCUAUUUUAUGUGGACUUCGCAGGCAUAUCAAAACAUGCCAAAGAAUAUAG
Molecule: messenger RNA, 1848 nt
Organism: Paramacrobiotus metropolitanus
Lineage: Eukaryota; Metazoa; Tardigrada; Eutardigrada; Parachela; Macrobiotidae
Exons: 5
Coding region: 280-1848 (522 amino acids)
Source: RefSeq, a predicted model, not a curated record